Molecule: messenger RNA, 916 nt
Organism: Sitophilus oryzae (rice weevil)
Lineage: Eukaryota; Metazoa; Arthropoda; Insecta; Coleoptera; Curculionidae
Product: methylmalonic aciduria and homocystinuria type D homolog, mitochondrial-like
Exons: 5
Coding region: 40-831 (263 amino acids)
Biological process (GO): cobalamin metabolic process
Cellular component (GO): mitochondrion
Source: RefSeq, a predicted model, not a curated record
UGGUGAUCUAUCAAAAUUUAUAUUUGCGAAUGUCAAACGAUGUCAAGUCGUAGUUUUCUAAAUUAUUUAGCAAAAUUUCAAAAAAACUGUUUUUGUAAUGGACAAACAUUUGUGCGGGGUUAUUCCAAAAAAGUGAAUAACUCAAAUGGACCGUUUAAAAUUGUGAAAGGAAGAAAACCUGAAGCAGAGUCAACAGAUUUAGUAUGGAGAGACCCAAGUUUCGAACUGUUAGCAUCAAAUGGGUUUCCUUUGUUUUUACGAGGAAAUAUAGGACUUGCUUGGUACGAUACACAAACCACAUUAAAAACUCAUCACGAACUGAUAAUGGAACAAAUUGAUGAUUCAGGUGAAAGUCCAGAAGCAGAUAUGAUCCUUCGAGUUCAGACAUGCCCCACAGUCUUAAGACAAACUGUUUGUGAAUUAUUCCCAUACAGAACGCUAGAAAAAAGUGAACUUUCUGUUAUAACUAUUAAUUUAAAACCAGAUUUAAAGCAAGUAAGAAGUAAUAAAGAGGUUGAAACUGAAAGAAUGGCUCAAACAUUUUUAAUAACUGCCAAAAAUAUUUGUUCCAAAUUAAGAAAUAAUGGUUACUGGGCAGAUUUCAUCAAUCCAUUCUCAGGGAGACCUUAUUUAGUUCCAACUGGACCAAAUGAAUUGUAUAAAACAGAUGAAAAGUUUAGAUGUUUGGAUUUUCAAAUCUUUGACAUUGAAGAGUGUAAAAUUAUUUCAAAUGAAGGUAGUGUACAAAAGAGGUUUAUAGGUAGUCUUUUUACAAAUGCCCCAUGUAACAAGCAUCAUUUAAACGAAAUUUUUACAUCCCCGACAAAUUAGAAUUUCAGAAAUUAUAAGUAAGUCUUUUAAAGACAAUGCAUAAAUGUAUAUAAUUUUAUUUAAAUAAAUAUACAUAUACCUAGUA